AUGAAAUUUUACGAAGAUAUUUUUGAAGAGGAAUUGGACAUGAAACAGUUCGCCGCUUUCGAUUCUAGAGUUGUGGAAUCGAUGUCCAGUCCACUGAAGGAUAGCCCCAGUAAAUCAACUCAAGGCAAUCAAGGGCAGCAGAAAUCCAGUUCCAACCUUAAGAGGCAGGUGGUUAUCUCCGGGGCCGUCGUGGACGGGGAUGGCCGCCCUGGCCCUUCUACUUCCAAGACCCCAAAGGGGCAUAAGAAAGAGAACAAGGAGGAGAGUAGUGGUACCACGACGAGCUCCAGCUCCACGCCUGUUGCACACAACAACAAUAACCGUAACAAUCAGAAGGAUAACGGUAACAAAGACAAGUCCUGUUGCUUCUGUUGGUGCUGCUGUUGCAGUUGCUCAUGGUGAGUUGACAUUUUCUAUCGAAAACGUACGCUUACUUACGCCCUCUCUGUGCACAACCAAAUGAAAAAGAACACCAAUAAGAUGCAUCAGAUCAAUUCGCAGGCCGACAAUUUCUUCAACGGAAGUGAUUCCGACGUGCAGCCUACGUUGGAAGAAAUUCGUUCUUGGGGCGAAUCUUUCGACAGGCUCAUGAAGUGCUCAGCUGGCCGCAGGGUGUUCCGAGAAUUCCUACGUUGCGAAUACAGUGAAGAGAACAUUUUGUUCUGGUUGGCGUGCGAAGACCUGAAGAGGGAGAAAAAUCCUGAACUGGUCGAAGAGAAAGCCAGGCUCAUAUACGAAGAUUAUGUUUCGAUACUCUCACCAAAGGAGGUGAGCCUAGAUUCCAAAGUGCGAGAAAUUGUCAACAAGAACAUGAUGGCUCCUACGACCAACACUUUCGAUGAAGCUCAGCUGCAGAUCUAUACCCUAAUGCACAGGGACUCCUACCCUAGGUUCGUAGGGUCCCCUCUCUAUCGUCAGAUGGCGCAGCUUUCCCCCCCGACUCCGCCCACCCGCAAGACCUCUAUCUCUGUCGGAUGACGGUGGCUGCUUUGCUACUUCUAUUCUUUGUCAUCCCGAAACUGAGAUCAUCGUUCGUUAUAUAAGUACACAUACACACACGUAUGUUACCAAUACAUGCACAUUAUGUAUUUACUCAUAAACAGAUGCAUCAAAAUAAAUUAUAUGAAACGUUAUACAAUCCCAGAAAGAACGGUGGCCGUUUUUGAAGACACCAGUGCAAUUUUUAGGGACUCGGUGUAGAUUCGUGGUCUUACCACUCUUCAUCACGGAAGUUGUCCGGCACAACAGAAUGGUCGACUUCCAUGCCUCGAAGAGUUCCGAAAUCUGAAUACGUUAUUCAAACACUGCUCUCAUUUCCCAGAGCUAUGUGGGAUUAUUGAAAGUAAGAUGUUAUAUCAACGAAAGACUAGCGCAUGUGAUUGAUAUUUUAAAUUUUACGAAUAUAUGUGUAUAAAAUAUAUCAUCAAUUCUCAAUCAGGUAGGAAAGAGUUUAUAUUCAAGAACUCUCCGUGGUGAGUUAAGUUAUAGAAGCAAAUACGUUUUCGAUUGGAGGUUUAACGUAAAUGGACAAAAGCAAAACACAAUGGGUUAAAAUUAAGUGUUCAAGUCUAUAAAAGAAUGAGAGAAAGUCUUUUAUGUUUUCACAGUUGCAUUCCAUGUGCUUGUGGUACGUUUCUUCUGUUUGGAAACCUCUUGGAUGCUUGUUGUGGGCUGUGUACAGCGUUUAUCUCUCGAACGCAGAAAGCUGAUUCUGGGUCGAUACUUCUUCCGAGGGUUCUUGUCAGAAACUGUACAUAGAAAUACGACGGACGAACAGUUAAUUGUUCUUUUCAAAGCAUAGAAGAAUUUAGAAAUGUUUUGAAAAUUUUGCACUCACGGCUUGUCUGAUUUCAGACAUUACGAAUCUAGUCAGUUCAAUGUACAAAGCUCGUUGGCUGGGUAAGAACAAAACUGGAAACAAAUUUCAUUUGUACUUAAUCACCCCAGUUAAAAUCCAUCAAUUCCAUUCAAUUAAAAACUGGUUUGAAGAACAGCCAACAUUCUCAACUUACAACUUAGCAAGACCUCUUUUGAGUUUUUCUUCUCUCUGUCUGUUUCUUCAAAACAUUCCGUUGAGACUGUUCUCGAAGUCUACACAUUCCAUUCGACGUGAUCCGGAGGGGAAAAAGAGACCAACUUUGAUCAAAGUCACUAGUUUAAAAAUGUCGACCUGUGGUUUGAAUAAUAUGUUGUCUGGAUCCUUUUAAGACACGUCCCGUUUACAGAUAAUAAUCGAGAAUUUUUCCUCUACUUUGUGUUACAAAUGUCUUCAUACAUGGAAAGUAUCAGUUCCGAUGACCAAAAAAUGCAAGCAAACUACGCAUUUGUACUCGGGAGAAAAAGUGACGCAAUAAUAAUGUAUAAAUCCACUAAAGCAUGAAUUUUGAACAUGCAGCACUCAAAGUCCAGGGUAAAUAUCUCUCAACUCGGCUACAGGCCGCCUAGAACAAUAUUGGCCUAGCAUUUGUAAACAAUCAUGGGUAGAGGUGUGAAUUAAAUUAAAUGCUGCCGGUAUGACAGACAUGACAAAUAAAGUAAAACGUUUUUAUUUUUAUCUACCCUUUUAGUUAGAAUUACAUCAAGAGGACUGAUAUCUUUGCAUAUUUUUAAACGCAUUACCCUCACACACGGAAUUCAUGGAUUGCUGUGUUGAAAAGUAGGUUCAGUUCUUUUCGAAAUGAGUUGGAAGUCUAUUGGGAUCACACUAAUUGUUAUCGUUGCACGUGUUGAUGCUUGCUGCAAUCACUUUAAUGCUCAUCUUUGCUCCAGAAACUUAUUUUCAAUCAUCACUGAUUUGUCCGUUGGCGAGUUGAAGUAGAAAAUGACUGUAAAUCAAAGUGGAGAAAAUUGGAAAAUUAAUGUGACAAGCACUAUUUUUAAUAUAUUUGUAAAAAUAUUUAUUUCUAUGAUAUAUUUCUUUUUUACUUUUACCUUUCUUAAGGCGGUGAUCUUUUUGAUGCUCAUUUUUUCAGCUUGUUCAUUAUUUCAUGGUAUGUAAUUUUUUUGUUCCAACUAUACACUUUUAUGUUUGAGUUAUUUACGAGAUUAAUUUCAGAGAAAUUUUAAGAAAUUAAAAGUUUUGUGAUCGUUGGAAAGUUUGACUGCAAAGAAACAUUUUUAUUGCGACAAGGUUGCUGAUUUGAUGUGUGAUGUUUUUCAUUGCUACUUUUAAAAAUAUACUAAAUUUUGCUUAAAAUUAUUGCUUGUUUUAUGAUUAAGUCUGCAAAUGACAGGUCAAUAAAAUUUUUGCAAUCUAUAAUCUCAAAAAAAGAAAAAAAAAAGACUUGACUCGUUCAUUAAAUUGGUUAGGGAUUUCCAAUCGGAA
This is a messenger RNA of Uloborus diversus, 3325 nucleotides long. RefSeq names its product regulator of G-protein signaling 20-like. The record is from RefSeq and is a predicted model, not a curated record. Lineage: Eukaryota; Metazoa; Arthropoda; Arachnida; Araneae; Uloboridae. The transcript has 6 exons.